AACUGUAAGCUCCAGGGUAGCACUCGUCUGCCAGCAUUCUCAAUGGAUGGAGAUUUUAUUAUUGGGGGAUCGUUCUCCCUUCAUGCCUACAUGGAUACAUUUUAUAACAACUACUCUAGCAUACCGAAGCCUGUGAAAUGCAAAGGGAGCAUUGACACCCGUGGGCUGCAAUCCACAAGUUCGAUGGUCUUUGCCAUAGAAGAAAUUAACAACAGCACAGACCUGCUGCCGGGAAUUGAGCUUGGUUAUCAAAUCUAUGAUUCAUGUGCAUCAGUACCUGUGGCAGUGCAUGUGGCAUUUCAGUUUUUAAAUAGAUUGGAUGCUCAGUUUAACACUGGUAAAAACUGCUCUCAGUCUGGUAUGGUGAUGGCUGUUGUCGGGGACUCUGGGUCUACACCAUCCAUCAGCAUUUCACGUCUCAUAAGUCCCUUUAACAUUCCUCAAGUGAGCCACUUUGCCACAUGUGCAUGCUUGUCUGACAAGCAGCAGUACCCAAAUUUCUUCAGAACAAUUCCCAGUGACCAGAUUCAAGCUGAAGCACUAGCCAAGCUGGUAAAACACUUUGGCUGGAAUUGGAUAGGUGCUGUUCGGUCGGAUUCGGAUUAUGGAAAUAAUGGCAUGGCUUCUUUUCUCCAAGCAGCACAGAAAGAGGGGAUCUGUGUGGAAUACUCUGUGUCUUUCUAUCGGACAUACCCACAGAGCAGGAUUCAAAAAGUAGCAGAUGUUAUCCGCAGGUCUAAAGCUGUAGUUGUUGUGGCAUUUGCAUCUUUUGGAGACAUGAAGAUCCUGUUGGAGGAGCUUUCACGUGAGCCUUCCCCACCUCGCCAGUGGAUAGGCAGUGAAUCAUGGGUAACCAACACAGAAUUAACGAGUUACAGUUUCUGUGCUGGGGCCAUUGGAUUUGGUAUUCCGAAGUCUGCAAUCCCAGGUCUCAGAGAAUUCCUGCUGAAUCUCUCUUUCUCUGAAGUGGCUGCUUCGUCAGUGCUCACUGAGUUUUGGGAGGAUGCAUUCAACUGUAGACUGAAAAAAAGUGCUGCUACUGUAGACGAGAAAGUUUGUAAUGGAAAUGAAGACAUACAAAACCUCAAAAGCCAAUACACUGACACGUCUCAGCUCAGAAUUGCUAACAUGGUGUACAAGGCUGUGUAUGCAAUAGCACAUGCCAUUCAUAAUGCAGUGUGUCAUGGAAAAAAUGUCACAGCUCAGUGUGACAAACUAACCAAGUUAGAGCCCAAACAGGUUUUAACUGAAUUGAAGAAAGUAAAUUUUUCCCAGAAUGGUUAUGAUGUGUCUUUUAAUGCUAAUGGGGAUCCUGUGGCUAACUAUGAGCUGGUAAACUGGCAAAAACACGAGAGUGGCAACACUGAGAUAGUAACUGUAGGACUGUAUGAUGCGUCACUACCAGUGGGCAAGGAGUUUAGAAUGAACAGAAACAUAACCUGGAUGGAAGAUAGCACAAAUGUGCCUGUGUCAGUGUGCACUGACAGUUGUCCUCCAGGAACUCGUAAAGUACUGCAGAAAGGAAAACCCAUCUGCUGCUAUGAUUGUAUAGCAUGUCCUGAAGGAGAGAUUAAUAAUAUUACAGAUUCAGCUGACUGUUUACCCUGCCACAAAGAGUUCUGGCCUAACGCAAAGAGAGACACUUGUAUCCCUAAGCCUGUAGAGUUUCUUUCAUUUCAAGACAUCCUAGGAAUCAUCCUGGCCACAUUCUCAGUUCUGGGUGCCUUACUGGCCAUUAUCACCGCAGGUGUAUUCUUUUAUCACAGGACAACUCCAGUUGUCCGAGCCAACAACUCUGAGCUGAGCUUCCUGCUGCUCAUCUCUCUCACUCUGUGUUUCUUAUGUUCAUUAACCUUCAUUGGAGCACCUUCUGAGUGGUCCUGCAUGCUGCGUCACACUGCAUUUGGGAUCACCUUUGUGCUCUGUAUCUCCUGUGUACUUGGGAAAACUAUAGUGGUUUUAAUGGCUUUUAAAGCGACACUUCCAGGUAGUAAUGUGAUGAAAUGGUUUGGUCCUCCACAACAAAGAAUGACUGUUAUGUGUUUCACCUUUAUUCAGAUUUUAAUAUGUACUAUAUGGCUGGUAGUGAGCCCUCCCUUUGCAAUCAAAAAUCUAACCACAUACAAGGAGAAAAUCAUCCUGGAAUGUGCAUUAGGCUCUGCUGUUGGCUUCUGGGCUGUGCUCGGUUAUAUAGGCCUACUUGCUGCCUUUUGCUUUGUUUUAGCUGUCUUAGCCCGCAAAUUACCUGAUAAUUUCAAUGAAGCCAAGCUUAUCACCUUCAGCAUGCUGAUAUUCUGUGCAGUGUGGAUCACCUUUAUCCCAGCAUAUGUCAGCUCUCCUGGAAAAUUUACAGUGGUUGUGGAAAUUUUUGCCAUUCUGGCCUCCAGCUUUGGACUAAUGCUGUGUAUAUUUGCCCCAAAAUGUUUUAUCAUAUUGUUUAAACCUGAGAAGAACACAAAAAAAUAUUUAAUGAGCAAAAAUCAGUCAUAG
Molecule: messenger RNA, 2490 nt
Organism: Pelmatolapia mariae (spotted tilapia)
Lineage: Eukaryota; Metazoa; Chordata; Actinopteri; Cichliformes; Cichlidae
Product: extracellular calcium-sensing receptor-like
Exons: 8
Coding region: 43-2490 (815 amino acids)
Biological process (GO): G protein-coupled receptor signaling pathway
Cellular component (GO): plasma membrane
Molecular function (GO): G protein-coupled receptor activity
Source: RefSeq, a predicted model, not a curated record